Colletotrichum chrysophilum is the source of this 657-nucleotide messenger RNA. RefSeq lists its product as uncharacterized. The transcript has 2 exons. The record is from RefSeq and is a predicted model, not a curated record. Gene Ontology annotation, molecular function: protein binding. Lineage: Eukaryota; Fungi; Ascomycota; Sordariomycetes; Glomerellales; Glomerellaceae. The coding region runs from base 1 to 657 and encodes 218 amino acids.
AUGCUCUCUCUCGCCCAGGUCCCGGAUGAGAUACUUCUCCAGAUCCUUCACUACGUCUCAGCAGAGGACACCCUGCUCUCUGUUCACCCUUUAUCAAGACGCUUACACCACCUCGCCAACGAGCCUAUCCUAUGGCGAUACUACUGUCUGCACUCAUUCAAGUAUUGGCACCCGGAACAUCAGUUUCGCGACAAAUUACUAGAGCCGGCCUCAAAGGUAUCCUGGAAGCGUCUUUUUCUCUGCCGUAUACGACGUAACGCUAGAGUUGCCAGCCUCUUCGACGGGGUUCUGGCAACUAAGCAUGGCCGGGUUAAGAAAUUUGAAGAGAUAUGCCUGCUGGGUCUCGAUGCGAAAGACUUCCUCUUAAAUCAAGCACAGACGCCUGAGCUGGCCGAAGAUGUCUUAUCUCGGAGGUACUUUAGCAACGCAAUGCUCGCCAGCAUUCGCCGCGGCGUCGCCAUUCAAAUAUGGGACAGCUUACGGAGUUCGGAAGCAGAAGAGGCAUGGAGAACCAACCAGACCCCAAGAGUCGUCCCUCGCAGGCUGGAGCGUGCCCUGGCUGCGUUUGACAUGUUUGUCCUCCCCGAUGACGUUGGUGACGUUGACGAUGUAAAGCUCACCCCUGCGCCUUCGUGGCUGCUGGCUGACAGAUCAUAG